This is a messenger RNA of Ctenopharyngodon idella (grass carp), 10461 nucleotides long. RefSeq names its product interferon-induced very large GTPase 1-like. The transcript is spliced from 9 exons. Bases 120 to 6857 code for a protein of 2245 amino acids. The record is from RefSeq and is a predicted model, not a curated record. Gene Ontology annotation, molecular function: GTP binding. Lineage: Eukaryota; Metazoa; Chordata; Actinopteri; Cypriniformes; Xenocyprididae.
CCUCCACAGGGGGGCGCGUGCGCUUCAUUCCUGCUAGUUUGAACGUCAGUGAAAUUCACACUUUCGGUUUCAAAACCUUCAAGGCGUUGGUGAGACAUGACGCACCGUUCAGUGACAUAAUGAUGGAUCCAAAUCCAGAUGAUAUCUUGGAUACCCUCCCGGGUGAAGAUGAAGAGAAAGGCACAGAUGACUUCAACCAGACUCAACACAAUCCAAACAAUUUAGAAGUUCUAACUAAAUCUAAACAAAAUGAGUUUGCAGAGGGUCCUGUCCUUGAUGAUAAAGAAACAUGUGGUCCAGUUAAAAAGGAAGUCAGUAAAGAAAUAUUUGAUAUGCAGCAAACUUCAGUUCCUGUCACAUCAAAAGAGCAAACACCUAAAACUGAGAUGAUCACAGACCACAGUCUCCAAGCAAAUAUGUCAGGAAGAGAAAAUCAGGCAGACAAUGAACACAAGUCAGUAGAAGAGAAAAACAACCCCAGGCCUCUUGGCCAUCCAGACAUGAUCAAGACACCUGGACCGUCUGACAGUGACAUGGAUCCCAGUCUGUCUUUUGUGUUAUUUGGAAACUCUUCAUCAGUCCAGUUUGGACAUGAAAAUAUUCUACUAGGAGAAAAACAACCAAAUAUUGAAAAUGUAGCAAUAUCUGGGGUUGUUUCAUCAAAGAGGAAGAUAUCAGAACAUCACGUCUCUGUGAUAAACAUGAUUGACUUACAUGAGGCUGAACUUUACCUGGACUGCAUGGAUCAUCUUAUUAAUGAACUACUGGAUGAAAAUGAAAUCCACGCCUUCAUCUUUGCUGUGCGACUGGGCCAGUUAACAGAUGCUGAUAAGAUGGGUCUUGAAUGGCUUCAGAGAGUGUUUGGAGACAAAGUUCUUCAGUUUGUGAUCAUUCUCUUCACCUAUGAGAGAGAAGAAGAGUAUGACUCUAUAAUUGAGGAUCUAAAGAAAAACCCUGUUCUGGAGCAGCUGCUGGGGAAAUGUGGAGGAAGAUAUCACACCUGCAACAUGAUGAUGAACAACCAAUCAGAGAUGAGAGAACUGAUGAACAAGAUUGAGCAUCUGUUUCAUGAGAAUAAACAGCAGUGCUACACUGGAGAGAGAGACGAGACGCAAAAGAGUGAAUGUAAAAGUGCUGAGGUUCCAGUCAUCAGAGGAAGCAGUGAGUCCACCACUCCAGCAGAGACAGAAGAACAACACAUGGAUAAUGAACAGUCUUUAGAAGAAGGGAGCAACUCCAAACCUGAUGGCCAAGCAGAUUUGAGGAAAACACCUGAAGUGUGUGACUCUGAUUCAUCAGUCCGCAGCAUGGACAACAUAACUCCCAGCAUGACCAUUGUGUUAUUUGGAAACUCUUCAUCAGUCCAGUUUGGAUGUGAAAACAUUCUACUAGGAGAAAAACAGACAAAUAUGGAAAAAUCAGAAAUAUCCAGCAUUAUUCCUAUACAGAGGAAGAUAUCAGAGCGUCACAUUUCUGUGAUUGAUAUGAUUGACUUACAUGAGACUGAAUAUGUGGAUCAUCUCAUUCGUCAAUUAAUGAAUGAAAAUGAAAUCCACGCCUUCAUCUUUGUUGUGCGACUGGGCCAGUUAACAGAUGCUGAUAAUACAAAUCUUGAUUGGCUUCAAAGAGUGUUUGGAGACAAAGUUCUUCAGUUUGUGAUCAUUCUCUUCACCUAUGAGAGAGAAGAAGAGUAUGACUCUAUAAUUGAGGAUCUAAAGAAAAACCCUGUUCUGGAGCAGCUGCUGGGGAAAUGUGGAGGAAGAUAUCACACCUGCAACAUGAUGAUGAACAACCAAUCAGAGAUGAGAGAACUGAUGAACAAGAUUGAGCAUCUGUUUAAUGAGAAUAAACAGCAGUGCUACACUGGAGAGAGAGACGAGACGCAAAAGAGUGAAUGUAAAAGUGAAGAUGGACCUACAAAAAAUAAAGAAACAAGAGAGACCACCACAAGUGAAACACACAGGGGAACUAAAGAAGAGAUUAGAACCGACAGAGAGAAACCAGAUCAACAUAAAGAAAAAGAAAUGCUUACGGGUUCAAAUUCACUCUUUGACAGACUUCAUCUUGAAGGCAGUCAUGAUCAUAAUCUGAGAGCAGCAUAUUUUCUUCAGAUAACCAAAUAUUCAUUACAGUCCCAUGAGUCUUGUGCUGAAGAAGAGCUGAUUCAGACUUUCAUACAAAUACUACUGAUGAUGAACUACAGAGCAAGAUACAUUAAAACUAAUCAGACUAAUGAACAGGAUGACACACAAGAAAAAGACAAAGACUCAUCUCAAGAUGAGUUUGAUAUUUUUGAUGAAAUGUCUGUGUCUAAUAAAAGAAAAACAAACCAAUCUGAGCGAAUCCACCCGAUGGAUGUUCAGAUGGCCGUGUUUCAUUGUGCCGAUGGUUUCCUGAAGCAGCUGAUGGUGACUAAACUGUCCCAGUGUCAGUACGCUCUGCCUCUGCUUGUUCCUGAUCCAUUCACACAACAGAUUGAGUUUCCUCUCUGGACAUUCAGACAAAUCAACAAAAGCUGGAAGAAGAGAAACACCAACAAUGAAAUCAUCAGUCAAACCCAACCGAUCUACAAGGCAGAAACUCCAAUGGUGUUUUUCUUCAGGUUUGGCUCUGUGUCUUCAUCCAAGUCUCAGCUGAUGAACAGUCUGAUCAAUGAGAAACACAACACGUUCUUCCACAGGAACUGCCCAGGCAGCAGCAGAACCAGAGUCCUGAUGGAUGGAGUGGUGGAGAUCACCUGGUUCUGCCCCUCUGGGAAAGACACGGAUAAAUUCACUAACUGUGUUGCGUUCUGUAAUCUACACGGUGAUGCAGGAGACCAUGAGAAUCAGCUGCAGAUCCUCACUGAAAUGAGCUCAAUCAAUGUUGUUCUGCUACCACAACUGGACAGGAAUGACAAACAUGCUGCAAAUAUACAAAACUUGUCCAAAAUCAGAAAGCCACUUAUCUUUAUUUUUACUGAGGAUGAAUCUACUCUAAUUAAGACACGUAAAGGGAAAUUCAAAAUUGGUUUGAAAGACAGAAAUAAGUCAGAUGUAUCUGAAGAACUCAGAAGAGCUAUAAAUGAUUGUCUCUCAGAAUCAUCUUCCACUUUCAGACUUGAAGAUGUGUCCAAACACUCUGACAUCAGAGUAGAUGAGGAAGAUGACGAUGACUGCAGGAGAGGAAGAGAAGCAGCACAGCAGAUGAUGAGUUUACUGGAGAAGAAAGAUCUGACAGAAAUCAAAGAAUCAGUUCUGCCUCAUCAGGGGAAACUGUGGCAUCAAUGGAGUCGGAAGAACAAGAAACUACAUCGACCUCGAGCAUAUGAGACAGAAAAGGAAAUAAGUAGGAAACAAACAGAGCUGAAGAAAAUCCGUGAACAGCAGCAUGAAUCUGACAUCAGUGAGUUUAUGAAGCUGUUUAUUAAACAAAUAAACUCACAUGCUACAAACCGGAUGUUUUUCCUCAAAUGGCUCAGAAUCCUCCUGGAUGAAUAUACAUCAGCUGAUCUUGAUGCUGUACAUCACAAAUAUGAUGAAAAGUGGUCAACAGUCUUAAAUCUGAAAGAGAAUCAUGAUGAAUCUGAACAACUCAAAGCUGAAGAAACUGAACUUGAGAGAAUAUCUGAGGAACUUCAAGCUGCAGCCUUUGGUUUGGAGCACAUCAUGAGGGAGAUCGGUCAGAUCUAUGAAUCAUGUAAAUCUGUGCAGAAGAACAAGAAAGACCUGCAGUUUGACUUCUCGUCUCUCCCGAGUCUUGCAGCAGAGAUGAUGAUCUCUGGAUUUCCACUGGAGCUGAUGGAUGGAGAUGCUGCUCAUGUUCCUGUGGUCUGGAUCUCUGCUGUUCUGGAUGAACUCAUCCAGAAACUGGGAGACCAGAGAGUCUUUGUGCUGUCAGUUUUAGGGCUUCAGAGCUCUGGGAAAUCCACCAUGCUGAAUGCCAUGUUUGGACUCCAGUUUGCCGUCAGUGCUGGCAGGUGCACCAGAGGAGCUUUCAUGCAGCUGGUCAGAGUGUCAGAUGAGAUGAAAACACAGAUGAACUUUGACUAUAUUCUGGUUGUUGAUACUGAGGGUCUUCGUGCUCUAGAACUGGCUGGAAGAUCAACAAGAAAUCAUGACAAUGAAUUGGCCACAUUUGUUGUUGGUCUUGGAAAUCUGACCUUGAUCAACAUCUUUGGAGAAAACCUUGCUGAGAUGCAGGACAUUCUUCAGAUUGUUGUUCAGGCCUUCCUGAGGAUGAAGAAGGUCAGACUGACUCCCACAUGUGUGUUUGUGCAUCAGAAUGUUUCAGACAUCACAGCUGGAGAGAAAAACAUGGAGGGAAGGAGACGACUGCAGGAGAAACUGGAUGAGAUGACGGAACUCGCUGCUAAAGACGAAGACUGUAUUGCAGAACGUUUCAGUGAUGUCAUUAAAUUUGAUGUACGGGAUGAUGUGAAGUAUUUCGCUCAGCUCUGGGAGGGCAGCCCACCAAUGGCACCACCAAACCCAAACUACUGUGAGAAUAUUCAAGAACUGAAAAACACUGUUCUCUCAAAAGCCUCUAAGUCCAGAUGUGUUACAAUGUCACAAUUUAAAGGACGUAUUAAAGAUCUGUGGAAUGCACUGCUGAAUGAAAACUUUGUGUUCAGCUUCAGAAACAUUUAUGAGAUUGCAGUUUACAGAGGACUGGAAACCGAAUACAAUGACUGGACAUGGAGACUCAGAAGUGCUAUGUUGAAAAUAGAAGAGAAAUUUCAUAACAGAAUUGCCAAUGGAAAAGAUGAGGUGGAACAAAAAGACCUGUUGGCUGACAUGAAAGAGACAAAACAAACGGUACAAAAAUCAUUUGUGUCAUAUUUUGAGGAGAACAGAGACAGAGAAAUUAUGAGUCAGUGGAGAGGAAGAUUUGAGACCAAAAUUACAGAACUGCAUGACGAUCUCAUAAAGAGAGCAAAGAGAACACUGGAUGAAGUGAUUCUACAGAAGAAAGCCAGAGAAAAGCUGGAUAGUAAAAGGACAGAGUAUGAAAAUAAGCUUUUCAGUCUGAGCAAGGAACUUGCUUUGAAAUUUAAAAAUACAGAAACAGAUGAUCAUGUUCUGAAGAAACAGUUUGACUCAGUUUGGAGCACAUGGAUCACUGAACUGAUCAAAGACACUCCACCAGUGGAAGACAUCAACUUUUGGAAGGAUGUCACACAAAUUCUGUCAGAAAACUAUGAAUUGACUCUUUUGCAAGACAGGCAACGUGAGACAUACUAUAAACAGAUAGACUACCUGGCUGAUUAUUCAGAUUAUAUUAUACUGAAAAAGAAAGUAGAGCUUUCUGAUCAGGAUCCUAAAUGGGCAGAUGCAAGCUCUGAGACACAGGAAGAAACUUCCGUCAAACAAAAAUCUCAAACAUCAAAUUUUUUUUCAUUUAUCAAGUCAUUAAACCCUUUUGGAAAUAGAAAUGUAAAGGAAAAUCAGCAUAAGAAAAGUGAGGAUCAUAACUCAGUAAGGGCUCUGAUAAGAAAUAUAACUGAGCAGACCAGCAAAAUACUUGAACAGGCACAAACAGCACAAAAUGGCUAUCAUGAUAGCUAUAUUCAAGAAAUGACAGCAUGUGUUCAAAGCCACAUCAAUAUAUACCAAAAAGAGAACAAGAAAUUUAAAUUAAAGAAAGAGUUCAAUGUGGAUCUUUGUCUGCAUGUAUUUGAACUUGCACAUGACAAAUUUACUGUACUUCACAACAAAUUCAAGAAUGCAAAUGAUCCAAGAAUUUAUCUUGAGAAGCAGAAGCCUCAGUAUUACAACGUCUUCAAGAACUACUGCAGAGGAGCAACAACAACAGCCAUAUUUGGUGAAUUCAUUUGCAGCAAACUUGAAUCUUCCAUCUUGCAAGCAGUUUACAACAAAACUGCUAUUGACUUGGCAGACCUGAUGAAGUCUGAUGUACCAGCAUUAAAUGGAAACAGAUCAAAAUUGGAAAAACACAUCCUGAAAUCCCUUGCAGAAGAGGAGAAUUUUGAAGAGUACAUGAAAUAUAUUCAUAACCCUAGAAAACACUUCAAAUGUUUUAUUACGUAUGAAGUCAGUGAAUUCAUCAAUCAGCACCAACAAAAGGUCCUUGCUACAUUCAGAAACAAUGUCACACUCAAAGAACAGUCUGUGUGUACAGCAGUGCAAGAGUCAAUAGAAGAGGUCAAGAGAAGCAACGGAGAUGCCAUCAUGUGGCAGGAAAUAUUCAUUAAAUCCCUGUCAGAUGAGCUGAAAUUAACAGGAAAUGCAUGCGCUGACCUCAGUACAGUCACAGAUUUUGAUUUUCUUGAGAAGGUUUUAAGUGAAAAUCUAAAAGAAAGAAUGUCAAAGCUACAGAAUGGUUUUAAGAGCAUUAAUGACAUAAAAAUGGAAAAGUGCAGAAAGAGACCUGAUGAGAUUCUGAUUGAUCACUUCUGUCAGUGCUGCUGGGUUCAGUGUCCGUUCUGUUAUGCCAUCUGCACUGGUACCAUGGAAAACCAUCCUGGAGAUCACAGUGUUCCUUUCCAUCGUGUCACUGGUUUAACCGGGAUGAAGUUCAGAGAUACAACAUACUUGACUGUAGACAUUUGCACGUCAGCAGUGGCAAGUGGUGGAUCUUUUUAUCCAGAUUCCUCAGAUAACACAGUCCAUUUUAGAGAAUACAGAAAAGGAGGUGAAAGAUUUGCAGACUGGAGCAUCACUCCUGACGUCUCUGAGCUGCCCUACUGGAAGUGGUUUGUGUGCAGAUUCCAGAAGGAUCUAGAGGACUACUACAAAAACACAUUUGAAGAGUGUGGUGAGAUUCCGAGUAAAUGGAGAGAGCACUCAAAAGAUGAAGCAACACAGAGCUUAGAUGAUUAUAUUGAAACAACAAAAGCAAGCCUUCUUUCAGAUUAAAUAAACUGAUACAAAUUAGAAAUAAAAUGCUUUUAUAAAUAGUAAAAUGUAGAAACAAACAGAUUUAGGAUUAUUGGAUAUGCCAGGGGUUUUCAAACCUGUCAAGGACCCCCAGCAAUGCACAUUUUGGAUGACUCCCUCAUUUAACACAUCUGAUUCAACUCAUCAGCUCAUUAAUAGAGACUGCAAGACCUGAAUUGUGUGUAUGAGAGCAAGACAUUGAAAAAAAAGUGCAGUGCUGGGGGUUCCAGGACGUUUUUAAAAAAUCCUAGUAUAUACCUUCAGCGUGACUGCUUCUGAGGCAUGUGUGCAGCUAGUCUUAUACUGAUUGGUGCUGCGUCACCUUAUGACGUGACGGUGUAACGUGGAAGAUAUAAAUGUAAGCCAGUGAUAGGAUGAAGCAAGCCUAGUGAGUACGGCAAAGGGACGCAGCGUCUCAUUCCUUUCUCAGGGAACAAGGGUUACAGUCGUAACCUGAGCUGUUCCCUUUCAAGAGAACUAGUGCUACAUCAUAUGACAACAUUUUUAUGAAAUACCCACUUCGCCAUACUGAUAAAUGCCUGUCCUGAUGUGAAACUGUUCAGACAGCUCAAGAUGAGAGCACUUGCACUUGCAUGCUGUACUCCCAGCUUUGAUUCUUCUUCUUCUUUUUUUUUUAAUUCAUCAAGAUUAAAUGCAGCCAUGAUAACCAGAAAAGUAAAGCAUGAUCUGAAUGAUAUGCUGGCUAUACUGUAUCAAUUUUUAUUUAUUUAUAUGGAUUCGUAAUCUAGACGAUGACUCGGCAAAUGCAGAUUUGAGCUAUUCAAAAAAGCAAAGAAAGAAAUCUGUUAACCUGAUUAGUUUGUUUAAUUAUUAUUUCUAUUUUUUUGUAACUUUUUUCUAUUAAAUAUAGAAAUUAGGGUUUUAAAUUGUCUGUAGACAUUUGUACACUAUUUGUGGAAAGUGUAGAAAUGUAGCAAGCUGACAUAUUGUUUCAUGAAGCAGCAAAACCAUUGCCCACAUUUAUUACUCUACUCUUCUUGUUCUUAUACCCUAGCGACACCUAGUGUCAACCUAAAUGUGUUUUUAAAAAUUGUCUCUUUAUUGUAUUGUAUCUUCUUUUGAUUGUUUUUGCCUGUUGGUUCAUGGAUUCUGUUAUGCCUAUCUUCUGUGUCUCUGUCAUGUUCAUGUUUGAGUUCCCCUAGUCUGUUAAUUACCUCAUUUCUCUCCUGGUUUGUUUCUAUGGUUACAGAUCGAGUUAGUUAUGUUCAGUGGUCUAAUCUUGAACUUCUACCCAGGUAAGUUCAAGAUUAGUUUGAGCAAACUCUGGUUUUUCGGGCUCAUGAAGGUGAAUUGGUUUUUAGUGGGUUUCAUUGCUAUGGUAACUUACGCUACACGGCUAACCUGCUCCAGGGCAGGUUUUAGACUGGGUUUCUGGGUUAGAGAUCGCAAACCGACUGUCAGGUUGGAUGGUAAACGUUGGUGGACAGCCAUUUUUAGGUCUCUCCAGAGAUGCUCAAUUGGGUUUAAGUCAGGGCUUUGGCUGGGCCAUUCAAGAACAGUCACGGAGUUGUUGUGAAGCCACUCCUUCGUUAUUUUAGCUGUGUGCUUAGGGUCAUUGUCUUGUUGGAAGGUAAACCUUCGGCCCAGUCUGAGGUCCUGAGCACUCUGGAGAAGGUUUUCGUCCAGGAUAUCCCUGUACUUGGCCGCAUUCAUCUUUCCCUCGAUUGCAACCAGUCGUCCUGUCCCUGCAGCUGAAAAACACCCCCACAGCAUGAUGCUGCCACCACCAUGCUUCACUGUUGGGACUGUAUUGGACAGGUGAUGAGCAGUGCCUGGUUUUCUCCACACAUACCGCUUAGAAUUAAGGCCAAAAAGUUAUAUCUUGGUCUCAUCAGACCAGAGAAUCUUAUUUCUCACCAUCUUGGAGUCCUUCCAUGCAGGCUUUCAUGUGUCUUGCACUGAGGAGAGGCUUCCGUCGGGCCACUCUGCCAUAAAGCCCCAACUGGUGGAGGGCUGCAGUGAUGGUUGACUUUCUACAACUUUCUCCCAUCUCCCGACUGCAUCUCUGGAGCUCAGCCACAGUGAUCUUUGGGUUCUUCUUUACCUCUCUCACCAAGGCUCUUCUCCCCCGAUAGCUCAGUUUGGCCGGACGGCCAGCUCUAGGAAGGGUUCUGGUCAUCCCAAACGUCUUCCAUUUAAGGAUUAUGGAGGCCACUGUGCUCUUAGGAACCUUAAGUGCAGCCGAAUUUUUUUUGUAACCUUGGCCAGAUCUGUGCCUUGCUACAAUUCUGUCUCUGAGCUCUUCAGGCAGUUCCUUUGACCUCAUGAUUCUCAUUUGCUCUGACAUGCACUGUGAGCUGUAAGGUCUUAUAUAGACAGGUGUGUGGCUUUCCUAAUCAAGUCCAAUCAGUAUAAUCAAACACAGCUGGACUCAAAUGAAGGUGUAGAACCAUCUCAAGGAUGAUCAGAAGAAAUGGACAGCACCUGAGUUAAAUAUAUGAGUGUCACAGCAAAGGGUCUGAAUACUUAGGACCAUGUGAUAUUUCAGUUUUUCUUUUUUAAUAAAUCUGCAAAAAUGUCAACAAUUCUGUGUUUUUCUGUCAAUAUGGGGUGCUGUGUGUACAUUAAUGAGGAAAAAAAUGAACUUAAAUGAUUUUAGCAAAUGGCUGCAAUAUAACAAAGAGUGAAAAAUUUAAGGGGGUCUGAAUACUUUCCGUAUCCACUGUAUCUGAUGCAAUAAAGCCACUCCCCCUGUAUCUCUCACUUCAAAUUAAAUCAGUUUAUAGUGAAAACAUUUUAGAGACAAACUUGCUCAUCUUUUGCUGUUAAUUAUUCAUUAUAUUUAUAUUAAAUAAAAUUAUGAAUAAUUCAUAUGACAUAUUCAUAUAAUUAGGCCUAUUAUAUUAAUUGGCAAUAUUAAACUUUGCUUUUAAAUUAAAAUAAAUAUAAUACAUGCAUAAUAUAUAAAGCUUUUAAACAGGUUAAGCUUACAUGUAUUCUUUGAGCUCUUUGUAAAACUAAUUAUUUGGCCUAUUUGUUUGAUUCACAUGCAUUGAUAUAGUCAGAUAUUUUCUUUCAGCUGCCUUCUCAAACUUUCACUGCAUCAGUGUUUAUUCCUGCUUUGUAAAUGCGUUUAAUUUCAUAUUUUUCAUAACGAUCUUUUAAUCUUCGGAAGAGACAUGAAUUGCGCGGCUCUCUUGCGAGAAGUGAAUCAAACUGACGUUCUCCUUGUUCCGUGCAAUUGGCUGUUUGCCGCACGUGUCAGACUUUCAGGUGCACACGCUUUGCAAACUCUGGAAUACACCAGAGUUGAUAGAGAAAGUUUAUACCGGGCGUUGUGCAACAGCUGAUCCUGAUCUAAACCAGGUUGGAUUUAUCUGGAUUUGUCAACUCCAAACCUACUCUGAAACUCGGAGUUUGUUCAACUAGCUUCAUGCAACAGGCCACAGGUGUGUCUUGUCAAUUAUCUAGUUAGUUCCUCAGUUAACUGUGUAUUUAAGCCCUGUGUUUUGUUCAGUUCAUUGUCUGUUAUUGUCAUGUAUACGUCAUUGUUUUUGUUUUGUUCCUGCCUGUUCCUUGAGUCUGUUUUGGAGUUUAUUGAAUAAAUGUACUACUGCACUUA